UUUGGUGUUAAUUCGAUUUCAACUGAUCUUAAGUAACACAGUGGGUGAAAACAAGCUUUAAAUGUGCGCUAAAAUAGACUGCGGUCUGUGGAUAUCUGUUAAGAGCCGCGCAGGUGUGCAUUUCGUUUUCAACCUCGUAAUUGUGGAAUAACACCGGAAGAUUUCUUUCGCGCUAUGUGCGGUUUUCGCUGAGUUUAGCUUUUUGUGAGAGAGACUUUGGACGAACAGACACACUGGAAGUGUUAUCUAGUUAGCUGCGAGAGCUGUAGAACAGAAAUAAGCACACAGAUGUCAGUUUUGUAAGAUCCUUUAGUAUUCGAACCGAUCAUGACUUAUUGCACGUUAAGCUUUGUCGCAAUGCACCUCAUAUACAAGCCAGUAUAGAUAUCUGACAACUGUACCAUUUGAUAACAUAUCAUGCAAACAUCUGGGAGAUAAAAUUUAAUGAAGUUGUGCGUGAUUCUACAUGCGCCUAUAGAUGCCCACAAGCUGGAGAAGGAACUGCCAUUUUUAAAGAGAAUAGAAGAAGAGCAAGAUUCGGGACCUUCGACCUUCGGCGGUCCAGGCUAAUCGCAUACAAAUAGAAAAAUUACAAGGAGGAUUGCAAAAACAAGAAAGCAUCCUCGAGACAUAUCUAUCAAAUCAAGGGUCUUAACCGAGAUAUCGUCCUCUUCUAUUGUGUCUCAGGUUACGGUUAAUCUUAAAAUUACGCUUAUUGGAGCAAAAAUAUGCCUCAACGCUUGACCAGUACAAAAAUACUUAUAGGGUCAACAAGAUAAAUGUCAAUAUUGACUGAUUCACAAUGUAUGGUAUUUUAAGAACCACUGAUAGUUAUUAUGGUGAAAUGAUGGGACUUUAUAGUCACUAGUUAAAUGCCCACAAUUUAAAAUCGAUCACCGGAAUACUUAAAAAACGUUAACAGCGUGCACUGUAGCAGUAUUUUACAAUUUUCCCAAUUAUUAUAUAAGAAUUCAUGCUUCAUGCAUCUGAAAAACAACCUAAACUGAUUUAAAGCGAAGACAUUGGAGAACUUCUGUAAACCCCCGACGGCAACGGCAGCGAGAACCUCACCAAACAGAAGGUUAAAAUGAGUAGACCAAUGGCUGUGCACAUGCGUUAUAAUUUUCUUUUCGGUCCUCCGCACAACAACAGCGUAAAAUGACUAAGUUUUGCGUCGGUUUGAAGGACGCGAACAACGGCGGCUAAUUUUUCGUAUUUUCGUUUGGAAUUGAACCCUGGCGUUACGUAUUUAGCUUGGGCAAGAUCUGAGACCAACAGGCGCACUGUACAGAUCUAGACAAUUGCGAAAUUGCAAGAUAAAAUGAAAAUUCAUUUUUUGCUCUGUUGUCAUUACAAGCUCUGUAAUUCAAACAGAAAUGGCGCCGACGGAAAUUCCCGACGGGAAUUGCAUAAAUACGGUCGGAAAAUUCACUUAGUGUAAUAUUCAUGUUCAGUAUACAAAGCAGGUUGGCUAGGUUUCCUCCGUUCUCUCGGAUCCAGUCCUCGACCGUCAUCCCCUCGGGGCGACGAGCGCGGGUUCAUUUUCCCGUUCAGCGGCUGAUUAUCUAGUCAAAUGAAAUUGAAGAAUUCUGGAUCAGUUUCGCCGGAAUUUCAUGCUCUCAGAAAAUCCUAGAAUGAAGACUAAGUAACAUCUGAAGGGCGGACAUUUAUCCACAGCUCUUGACAUUAAUCCCGCAUAAAACACGAAAAACCACUUAGUCUACACCUGUAGAAAAAUGAGACUUUUUUGAGAAUGAGAAAUACUUCAUCAAAUUAACCAGAACUCAGUUAUAUUUUUCGGGAGUUUCUAGAAUAAGUACUAAAUUAUAUAAGACAGUUUUCUCAAAAGUCAAAAACACGAACAUAAAAAAAAGUAUUUUUACUUUAUAUAAGUUGAAUUUUGUGGUGUGAUCGAGAUUAGCGUAUUUUUAAACGCUCUUCCGUUGCGAGAAAAACCCUCUGAUAUUUCAAAGGCUGCCCGAUCACGUCGUUGGCGAAAGUAAAUGGCUCGCUUGUGGUGGGCGUAGAAAAAAUUUUAUACAGGUCAGAUUACUUAAAUUUAAUCCGUGAAAAUCGGCCUCUAAUGCUAUCUAUAAAAUAAGCCUUGUCCAUAAAGAAUGGCUUAAGGCAUCAGUGUUUCACACAGAACAGCUGAGGACAAACUCACGUAUAGUUUGAGCCAUUGAAGGAGACAGUGCUUUAGAUAGCUUUCAAUUUCAUCGAAAUUCAGCCCAAAGGCCAAAAAAAGAACAGAACAUAACUAGCGCAAUUAAAGUAUCCCAGGCUUUCAAGUGCUAAACACUUCUAAGUUUUGACGAUGAAACUUUCCACGAUAUUUUCGAUGAUCAUCGUCAUCUUGGUUUACACGCGGAAAGGAAGUGGAAGAAGACGAUCCAAUUUGGUAGGACCAAGUACAGCGGAACAACGCAAGGCGUACCCUUUAUUAUCAAGCAUUGUGAAAGCAGGAGGUCAUCGCGGACUGGCCGAAUGUCAAAGACUGUUUAAAAACGAGGUCUGGAACUGUACGUUGGAUGACAAACACGUGUUCAAAGAGUUGCCUAUCUUUUUCAAAAGAACCUUGCCUCACGCCACUCGAGAAACUGCGCUUUUACACGCCAUCAGCACUGCCGCUAUUACACACGAGAUCACGCAACAGUGCAGAGAGAACAAAAUCCCCGGAUGUCGGUGCGUCGAAUUGAAAAACAGACAACCAAACAACGGCAAUGGCGACUGGCAGUGGGGAGGCUGCAGUGAUAACAUCUGGUUCGGCGAGAACGUGACCAGGCGUUUCAUUGAUGAUCUGGAGCAAGAUGAUGAUGCACGAAAAGUCGUCAACUUGCAUAAUAACGAAUUGGGAAGAAAGGUUGUCAAGUUAAAAGUCAAAAGAGAAUGCAAGUGUCACGGAGUGACUGGGAGCUGCAAUUUUAAAACUUGCUGGAAAUCACUGGCGUCAUUCAGCGAUGUUGGAGAAGAACUCAAAAAAAAAUACCGCCAAGCAGCGAAAGUUACUCUCCUCGAUAACGUGCUGCAAGACGAAGACAACAAACCAGUCACAAGGAAAGAUAGAAAACUGGUUUUUCUGGAUCCCUCCCCAGACUACUGUGUGCGAAAUAGGACUGCCGGCUCGCUAGGCCUACUGGGAAGAGCGUGUGGAAAUGACGACGUCACCACUAGCAAAUGCAGGUCGCUUUGCAAUUCGUGUAGUCUGGGACACAAGACUGUGGAACACACGAUGUACGUUAAGUGUCGUUGUAAGUUCGUGUGGUGCUGUACCGUUGAAUGUGAGACAUGCACUAAAGAGUAUUCUGUAACAACUUGUACACGUCGGUAAAACAUACUCAGUCGCAAAUCAGGAGUAUCAACAUCGUUCGCUGCUGCGCCGGGUGUCAAAGGUUUCUCUCGUCCCUUGCACGAGUGCUGAAGCCAGGAGCCUGAGGUCGAGAAAAACCUCUGUCACCCAAACUAAGAGUAGUUAGGCAGGCGCAUCGAAAAAAAAA
This is a messenger RNA of Orbicella faveolata, 3497 nucleotides long. Its product is annotated as protein Wnt-8b-like. The record is from RefSeq and is a predicted model, not a curated record. NCBI's taxonomy places the organism in Eukaryota, Metazoa, Cnidaria, Anthozoa, Scleractinia, Merulinidae. Gene Ontology annotation, molecular function: cytokine activity; frizzled binding. Gene Ontology annotation, cellular component: extracellular region. Gene Ontology annotation, biological process: cell fate commitment; multicellular organism development; canonical Wnt signaling pathway.